Messenger RNA from Suillus clintonianus, 744 nucleotides. RefSeq lists its product as uncharacterized. The record is from RefSeq and is a predicted model, not a curated record. The transcript has 3 exons. NCBI's taxonomy places the organism in Eukaryota, Fungi, Basidiomycota, Agaricomycetes, Boletales, Suillaceae. Bases 1 to 744 code for a protein of 247 amino acids.
AUGCACCUACUUCUCUGCACCAUCAUCUACCUCGUCGAAUUUAUCCAAGCCGCACCUACUACAAAUGCUACUGCCACUAGCGACAGUCCUGAAGCCCCAUCAUUUAUGAAUAGAACCAUGUGGAACAUCGUCUCCAGCUGCGUUCUCACUCUCUUUGCGUGCAAUUACAGUGCCAUUCACCCAAAUAUUCCGAGUCCUAAAGACAGCACCGUUCGUAUCCUACGGCGACGACUUGGCAUCAUGAUAAUGGCACUAAUCGCUCCUGAACUGAUCGUCACAUCAUGGGCUAUGCGCCAGUGGAUCAGCGCUCGCUAUGUUACAAAACAGUUCAAAGAAUCAGGGUAUUUCAAUGUUCCUCAACCGCAGAAGCAGUAUGAAAGUCACGAGUUGGCUGAAGUGCCUGCAGAGCAACUCGAAGAUUAUGCGUGGACUCAGGGACACAGCUUCUUUGUGCUGAUGGGUGGUCUCAUGCUUUAUGUGGACGGGGAACCCUACCACACACUACAGUCUGACCAAGUUCUCACGCUGAUACGUGAAGAGUGUAUUGAUGCCCCUUCCAUAACGGCAAAGCAGAUCAGCGACCGUAGCAAAGGGAAUGUCAUCUCAAAAGGAUUGAUCAUGCUUCAGGCGGCCUGGUUUGUUCUCCAGCUCAUCUCCCGCGCCAUCUAUCACCUCGAAACCACCAUGUUGGAAGCGGGGACACUCGCUUUUGCGGUCCUCAAUUUCCUCACCUAUGCUCUGUGA